AAUUUACUUUGCCCUUGAGCCGAAGACACCGGCAAGAUGGAAGGACUAGGAAACGGGAUCAGAAACAUCGGCAAAUAUGACCCUAACUAUAACCCAAGGGUGCAUGGCACAUACGACCCCUCACGGUGGUAUGGAAAACCUGACAAACCCUUUAUGGAUGUGACUGUCAAGGAACUACCAGCCUGGAUUUCGAGAAGGGAUAUAAGUCCAUUUGGAAUUGCAAGGGCUUUUGGCCGAGGUUAUGCAACUUUCAAGAACAACUUUUUUUCCUCCAAAAACAGUAAUUGGAAGGUGUUCAUGAUUAUGUGUAUACCUGUUGCAAUUCUUGAAGCACAGCAUCACUUUCAUACUGUUUUUGACAAGAGGAAAUACGAUUGAGAACGAGUGCUAUGGAAGGUAUUCCAAUGGAUGGACUAUUGGGUGGAUUUAUAGACACUUCUUGGUGUGUUAUUGUAGAAAUAAUAAAAUGUUUCGAAUGAUUUUUAUUUC
Molecule: messenger RNA, 489 nt
Organism: Ylistrum balloti
Lineage: Eukaryota; Metazoa; Mollusca; Bivalvia; Pectinida; Pectinidae
Product: putative ATP synthase subunit f, mitochondrial
Exons: 4
Coding region: 37-378 (113 amino acids)
Source: RefSeq, a predicted model, not a curated record